This is a messenger RNA of Batrachochytrium dendrobatidis JAM81, 546 nucleotides long. Its product is annotated as translation machinery-associated protein 20. Bases 1 to 546 code for a protein of 181 amino acids. Gene Ontology annotation, molecular function: RNA binding. The record is from RefSeq and is a predicted model, not a curated record. NCBI's taxonomy places the organism in Eukaryota, Fungi, Chytridiomycota, Chytridiomycetes, Rhizophydiales. The transcript has 4 exons. Gene Ontology annotation, biological process: formation of translation preinitiation complex.
AUGUUCAAAAAAUUCAAUCUAAAAGAAGAUAUUGCAGGCCAGACACAGGUCAAAAGCUCUGUGCAGCGCAACUUUAGAGCCAAGAUUGUUGAGCAGUUUCCCUUGCUAGCUCCUUACAUUGACGAUCUGAUUCCAAAAAAAGACCCAGUCUUUCUAGUCAAAUGUCUGGACAGAGUCAAUAUCAUCUCAGUCAACAACAAGUUUCUUUUCUUCAACUCCUUUGAUGGCCCAUUCUUUCCUAGUUUGUACAUUCUGCACAAGUAUCCCGAUAUUCUACCCAAACUGCAGGUUGAUCGAGGUGCAAUCAAGUUUGUUCUUAAGGCUGCUGACAUUAUGUGUCCUGGUUUGACUUCUCCUGGUGGGAAUCUUCCUAGCGAGAGCCUGCCUGCAGAAACUGUUGUUGCAAUAUAUGCUCAAGGAAAAGAACAUGCAGUUGCAGUUGGAAUGACCAAAAUGGCUACGGAUGACAUGAAAAAAAUCAACAAAGGCAUUGGGGUUUCGAAUGCUCAUUAUUUAAACGAUGGUCUUUGGAAAACGUUGCAUUGA